GAAAUCUAACUCUUAUAAUAAUGUUUCAAAGGUGGAGAGUCUGAUGCUGAUUGGCUGAUGCUCCAUGGAAAUCUCAGCAGCAUGUCCUAUAUAUUGCCAGAGAUGAGGGGGACCAGCUUGUUUCCACUGCAAAAAUGGGCUCCACCAUCUUCCCACUCUGCCUGACACUUCUGCUAUGUUCUGUCUAUGGUUCUCCAGUCUCUGUGGGACACCUCUCCAGUGAAGCUGAUGCUGGAGCUGGUGAGGUAUUCAAAGACAUUCCCCAAAUCAACUCGGCUGCUGGACUGGACCUCUUUGAGGGUGAUAUCUUGCUCCCUAAAAAUCAGCGAAAUGCCUUAAGAAAUGAGACCUACAGAUGGAAGUUCCCUAUUCCCUAUAUUCUGGGUGAUGACCUAGACCUGAAUGCCAAAGGAGUCAUUCUCCAGGCAUUUGAAAUGUUCCGCCUGAAGUCCUGCAUUGAUUUCAAGCCAUAUGAAGGAGAAAGAACCUACAUUUUCUUUAGCAAACAAAAUGGGUGUUGGUCCAUGGUGGGGGACCUGCAGACUGGACAAAACCUCUCCAUUGGGUCAGGGUGUGACUACAGAGCAAUUGUGGAACAUGAGAUCCUGCAUGCUUUAGGAUUUUACCAUGAGCAGUCGAGGAUGGACCGGGAUGACUAUGUGAAUAUCUGGUGGGAUGAAAUUGAAGAAGGCAAAGAGCACAAUUUUGCAAAGUAUGAUGACACCUACAUCACUGACCUGAACACCCCCUAUGACUACGAAUCAUUGAUGCACUAUGAACCAUUUUCAUUUAACAAAAAUGCAAGCAUCCCCACCAUCACAGCAAAGAUACCAGCGUUUGAUGACAUCAUUGGACAACGUCUAGACCUCAGUGCCAUUGACCUGGAAAGACUAAAUCGCAUGUACAACUGCACUUCAACUCACACCUUUUUGGACCAGUGCUCUUUUGAGCUUGAAAACAUCUGUGGUAUGAUCCAGGGCACCAACCAUGACCAAGACUGGGUCCACCAGCAGGGCAGCAUGACAGGGCAGGAGGACCACACAUUUUCUGGGCGCUGUAGAGAUGCUGGCUACUUCAUGUACUUCAACACCAAUUCUGGCCAGGCAGGUGAGGUGGCAAUCCUAGAGUCCCGAAUCCUUUAUCCAAGGAGAACCCAGCAGUGCCUCCAGUUCUUCUAUAGGACCACUGGAAGCCCUUCUGACAAGCUGAUCAUCUGGCUUAAAGAGGAUGAUGGCACUGGGAACAUUCGCAAAAUGAGGAAAAUUCAAACCUUUCAAGCGGACAGUGACUCCAACUGGAAAAUUGCCCACGUAACCCUCAAUGCUCAGAAGAAAUUUCGUUACCUCUUCCAAGGGCUGAAGGGCAGCCCCAGCUCUUCAUUGGGUGGCAUUGCCAUUGAUGAUGUGACUCUGACAGAGAUGCCCUGUCCCACAGCUGUGUGGGUCAUUCGCAACUUCAGCAAAAUCCUUGAGAACUCGUCCAUCAGCCUUAUUGAAAGCCCCCGGUUCUACAGCCCUGAGGGUUAUGGAUUUGGCAUCAGCGUGUUGCCCAACUACCAAAACAGUGGCUAUGCUCGUGUUGCCUUCCACCUGUGCAGUGGAGAGAACGAUGCAGUCCUGGAGUGGCCGGCUCUGAACCGCCAGGCCACUCUCACCGUGCUGGACCAGGACCCCGACGCCCUGAAAAGGAUGUCCUCCAGCAAAAGCUUCACCACAAGCAAGGACCACGUUGACUUAGAGAGUGGAACUAUAAUAUGGGAUAAACCAUCAAUUGCUGGAAGAUUUGAUGAGUCAUGCAAUUGCAACAGAAGUGUAAACUGGGGGUGGAAUAACUUCAUAUCCCACAGCCAGCUGAGACGGAGGAGCUUCCUGAAAAAUGAUGACCUGAUUAUUUUUGCAGAAUUUAAUGAUAUAAUUCACCUCAAUAACACUGAAGUUCCUGUUGGACCUGUGCAAUCUGCCCUCAUGGAAGGCCUGGUUCUGGAAAGGCAGAAGAGAGCAGCCCAGGACGUGGAGCCUGUUCAAGAGCAGCUGCUUUAUCUGCCAGACCCGUGUGACCCAAACCCUUGUCAGAAUGAUGGAGUCUGUGUGAAUGUGAAAGGAAAAGCAAGCUGCAGGUGCCCAUCAGGACAAGCUUUCUUCUUCACUGGUGAGAGGUGUCAAUCAAGGCAGAUCCAUGGGAACAUCCUGGGAAUGUCAAUUGGUGGAAUUGCUGGAACCAUUGUCUUAACUAUCGUCCUCAUUUCCAUGAUGGCUAGAAAAUAAAAAACUGCAGGGGGGACAAAUUUCAACCUGGUUCAUAAGAUACCCAUUUUCAGUGAAAAACGAUGAAUAUAAAUUGGAGAAAACCAGCCAUCAUAUGGAUGAAAAGCUCUGCCAACAGCUUGGCAGCAAUCUAUUUUUUUCUGAGGGAUGUGGCAGUUAAAGUGUGUCAUGUAGAGCUGUUUGAUGAAAAUUCAUACACUGCCUUUCUUAUGUGUUUUUUGAAAGUUUUGUUUCUUCAUCCCACAGCAAGCAGCAGUGCUGACAGCCUAUGCAUUUACUCUCAGCCAUGGUUCAAACUUAGAUUAAAUAACCAGUUGAGCCUCUCAAAACACUGUUAAAAAUCACAGCAAAACACAUGUAUUAAGAUUCUGGAAAUGCUCCUAAAGAGAAUUCUAAAGGGUACAGAUACUUAUGUAAGUCAGUAUAUCAUCAUUCACUUUCCCUGGGGCUGUGCUGGUUUACUUACACUAAUUAGCUAUUAGACAGAAUUAAUAAAUUCUUGCCCAUACCACCUUGUCAUACCAAACCAUCAUAAGUGCUUCUAACUGUAGAGAACAGUUUCCCAUCCAGAUUCACCCCAAAGUUCCAGGAACAGGUUCACCAUUGGCAAACACAG
Molecule: messenger RNA, 2880 nt
Organism: Oenanthe melanoleuca
Lineage: Eukaryota; Metazoa; Chordata; Aves; Passeriformes; Muscicapidae
Gene: MEP1A
Product: meprin A subunit alpha
Exons: 14
Coding region: 135-2264 (709 amino acids)
Biological process (GO): proteolysis
Cellular component (GO): membrane
Molecular function (GO): metalloendopeptidase activity; zinc ion binding; protein binding
Source: RefSeq, a predicted model, not a curated record